Mangifera indica (mango) is the source of this 969-nucleotide messenger RNA. RefSeq names its product clavaminate synthase-like protein At3g21360. The record is from RefSeq and is a predicted model, not a curated record. Bases 4 to 969 code for a protein of 321 amino acids. The transcript has 3 exons. NCBI's taxonomy places the organism in Eukaryota, Viridiplantae, Streptophyta, Magnoliopsida, Sapindales, Anacardiaceae. Gene Ontology annotation, molecular function: oxidoreductase activity.
GUUAUGGAGUUUACUUGCAAGGAUUUCAAGGUUGGAAAAUGCGAAGGAGAAAAGGUGGUGCAUGGCGAGACGAUGCCGCUUGUGCUACAGCCACCAGCGCCCGACAAGAGCGACUUGGACUCACUUCUGUUGGCUCUCAAGACAAACAAAGACUGGUUUGAGGCGAUGAUUAUAAAAAAUAGCGCAGUCCUUCUUCGAGGUUUCGAUGUGAAAAAUGCUCAAGAUUUCAAUGAGAUCGUUGAAACCUUCGGCUGGGAUGAUAUUCGUUACGUUGGUCCAGCGCCGAGAACCCAUAUUUAUAAACGAGUGUGGACGGCCAAUGAAGGGCCUCUCUCUGAGUUCAUUUACUACCACCAUGAGAUGGUUUUGAUAAAGGAAUAUCCGUUAAAAGUGAUUCUUUUCUGUGAGGUGCCACCGCCAGAAGGCGGAGAAACGCCCUUUGUUCCAAGCUUUAGAGUAACAGAACGUAUGCUGGAAGAAUUCCCAGAAGCUGUUGAGGAAUUGGAGCGCAAAGGACUAAAAUACACCUUCUUAGCUCCUGGCAAUAAUAAUACUUCCUCCAUGAGAGGUAGAGGAUGGGAGGAUGCUUUUGGUACAUCAGAUCCUCAAGAGGCUGAGAAGAGGGCUAAAGCUCUAGGGAUGGAGAUAGAGUGGCUACCAAAUGGUGGAGUGAAGACAAUAUUGGGGCCGCGAGCGUUGACAAAGGUGUUCGAUGGAAGAAAAGGGAGGAGGAUGUGGUUCAACACUCUUGUAGGCAUGUAUGGGAAGGAGAUAAGCUCAGCUACAAUGGCAGAUGGGACAGAGAUACCUGAAAAUGUAGUGAAGAGAUGUGAAGAGAUAAUUGAAGAAGAGAGCAUCCAGUUUAAGUGGCAGAAGGGUGAUGUUCUUUUCUUGGAUAACUUGGCUUUGCUCCAUGGAAGAAGGCCCUCUCUGCCUCCAAGAAAAGUCCUAGUUGCCACAUGCAAGUAG